Molecule: messenger RNA, 2178 nt
Organism: Nomascus leucogenys (northern white-cheeked gibbon)
Lineage: Eukaryota; Metazoa; Chordata; Mammalia; Primates; Hylobatidae
Product: protein misato homolog 1-like
Exons: 10
Coding region: 866-2122 (418 amino acids)
Biological process (GO): mitochondrion distribution
Cellular component (GO): cytoplasm
Source: RefSeq, a predicted model, not a curated record
AGGCUGCUAGGCCCUGGAGACAGUGAGGACUUGAACUACAGCACUCCUGUCGGACCCCUGGAUGUGGUUUUUCCCCCCGGUCCCACAGCUAAUGACUAAGGGGGGAACGGAAAGAUGGAAUCUAGAUUCUCCUAGGCCAAGGUUUUCCCCCCAACUAGUGUAUAUCCCAGAAAGCUUGGAAGAGCCAAGUGCUGGAGAGAUGGUGACAGCAGGUUGUCAGGUCAUCAGAGGAAGGUUAGCUAGAGGGGCAGCGUGCCCAGGCUUUGACCUAACAUUGUCUGUUAUUUCUGUACAGGUAGUUUGAGCUCCCUAUAAGAGGAAGGUGGACUCUACGGGGACAAACAGUUGGAUGCUGCAAUAGCAUGGCAGGGGAAGCUCACCACACACAAAGAGGAACUCUAUCCCAAGAACCCUUAUCUCCAGGACUUUCUGAGUGCAGAGGUGAGGGCCUCUGCCCUGAACUUUUUAACCCAGUGCUACAACCCGAGGGUCUCCAUAGGGGCAGGUAAAAGGGGAUUUUAAUCAUUUUAAAUGUCUUAGAAUGAUAUUUUUGGAAAAAGCACUUCUUUUCCUAAGGACUGCGACUCGGUGAACAGAAAGGAGGCUAUGUGGUGUGGCCAGCCAACUCAAGGAGGAUGAAGCAACCUUUGCCUCUAAACUGCCUGGAACUAAAUGUAGAUUUUUCUCACCCCCCCAGGGAGUGCUGAGUAGUGACGGUGUUUGGAGGGUCAAAUCCAUUCCCAAUGGCAAAGGUUCCCCACCACUCACCACUGCUACAACUCCAAAACCACUUAUCCCUACAGAGGCCAGCAUCAGGGUCUGGUCAAACUUCCUCAGAGUCCAUCUCCAUCCCCGGAGCAUCUGUAUGAUUCAGAAGUACAACCACGAUGGGGAAGCAGGUCAGCUGGAGGCUUUUGGCCAAGGGGAAAGUGUCCUAAAGGAACCCAAGUACCAGGAAGAGCUGGAGGACAGGCGGCACUUCUGCGUGGAGGAAUGUGACUACUUGCAGGUAGCGACGUGGAAACGUGCACUCCAGGGUGGAAGCUCUUCUCAUCCUGCUAACUAUCUUUCAUCACUCACCUCCGCCCAGGGCUUCCAGAUCCUGUGUGACCUGCAUGAUGGCUUCUCUGGGGUAGGCGCGAAGGCAGCAGAGCUGCUACAAGAUGAAUAUUCAGGGUGGGGAAUAAUAACGUGGGGCCUGCUACCUGGUCCCUACCAUCGUGGGGAGGCCCAGAGAAACAUCUAUCGUCUAUUAAACACAGCUUUUGGUCUCGUGCACCUGACUGCUCACAGCUCUCUCGUCUGCCCCUUGUCCUUGGGUGGGAGCCUGGGCCUGCGACCUGAGCCACCUGUCAACUUCCCUUACCUGCAUUAUGAUGCCACUCUGCCCUUCCACUGCAGUGCCAUCCUGGCUACAGCCCUGGACACAGUCACUGUUCCUUAUCGCCUUUGCUCCUCUCCAGUUUCCAUGGUUCAUCUGGCUGACAUGCUGAGCUUCUGUGGGAAAAAGGUGGUGACAGCAGGAGCAAUCAUCCCUUUCCCCUUGGCUCCAGGCCAGUCCCUUCCUGAUUCCCUGAUGCAGUUUGGAGGAGCCGCCCCAUGGACCCCACUGUCUGCAUGUGGGGAGCCUUCUGGAACACGUUGCUUUGCCCAGUCAGUGGUGCUGAGGGGUAUAGACAGAGCAUGCCACACGAGCCAGCUCACCCUGGGGACACCUCCACCCUCCGCCCUUCAUGCAUGUACCACUGGGGAAGAAGUCUUGGCUCAGUAUUUACAACAGCAGCAGCCUGGAGUCAUGAGUUCUUCCCAUCUGCUGCUGACUCCCUGCAGGGUGGCUCCUCCUUACCCCCACCUCUUCUCAAGCUGCAGUCCACCGGGUAUGGUUCUGGAUGGUUCCCCCAAGGGAGCAGUGGAGAGCGUCCCAGUGUUUGGGGCACUGUGUUCCUCUUCGUCCCUGCACCAGACCCUGGAAGCCUUGGCCAGAGACCUCACCAAACUCGACUUGCGGCGCUGGGCCAGCUUCAUGGAUGCUGGAGUGGAGCACGAUGAUGUAGCAGAGCUGCUGCAGGAGCUACAAAGUCUGGCCCAGUGCUACCAGGAUGGUGACAGCCUCGUGGACUAAAGUUCCCAGUGUGGGAGAAAGGAGCUAGUUUGCAAUAAAAACAGCUGGAUGCAGGA